Messenger RNA from Ostreococcus tauri, 471 nucleotides. RefSeq names its product unnamed product. Bases 1 to 471 code for a protein of 156 amino acids. Lineage: Eukaryota; Viridiplantae; Chlorophyta; Mamiellophyceae; Mamiellales; Bathycoccaceae. The record is from RefSeq and is a predicted model, not a curated record. The transcript has a single exon.
AUGCCGUCGCUCGGUCACUUAGCCGGCGCGUCCUACGCGGGCGCCGUAGAUGAGCGUCGAGCGUGCGCCAGAGGCGCGUGGAUCCUGUGCGCGUGGCCGUUUCUCGGGGACGCGAUGUGCGUCCGUGGAGACUGCGCGUACAAGCCGCGAUUUUUAGUCUUUCGAUGCGCUCGAGCGCGAUACAGAGAGCGCACGGACGAGGCGAGCGAGGAUGAGCGCUCGAGGGUGUCUCCGGAGUACGUUGAGCGAGUAAUGGGACGAUGCGAGGACGUUUUCGCGGUCACGGUGAGCGCGUCGGACGGGACGGUUACGGCGGAGGUGGCGGCGGGAUCACGCGCGCGGGCGCGGGUGUUGUUGUACGCGUCGACGCUCGUGGACGGACACGGGAAUUCGUUGGGAUUGGUUUUCUUGGAGGCGCGGGAGGGAUUACGCGAGGCGCCGCCGGCGUGCGAUUGUUGUUUUUCUAGCUAA